GAUAUGCUGCUGCUGGUUUAGCGCGUCUGGUCUGAAACAAGUUACUGGCCUUUCACCCAGAUAGCUGUCGCGAAAUUUGCCGGAAGUUCCUUUUUUGUAUCCCGUGGUGUCUGCUGUUGUUCGCUGACAGGUCGUUCACAAUGGCUAACCUUCUGGUCCUACCCAGGCAGUCCGCUGUGUUGACCGGUCGAGCCAUCGCCGCUUCUGUAAACUGUUGCCGCGGACGUUUAGCUUACAGCACGAAGCACGAUGACCAGCUGCGGACCGAGUACCUGCACCGGAGCCUCGUACCCACCAUGCACUAUCAGAAGAGCUUGCCCAGGUUACCUGUUCCAAAAUUGGAAGACACCAUCAGACGCUACUUGGCAGCACAGAGGCCUCUUCUAGAUGAUGAACAGUUCAAAAACACAGAACAUCUGGCUUUGGAUUUUCAGAAAGGGGCUGGAAAAGCUUUGCACAAGGAGCUUGUGGCCCUGGACAAAAAGAAUAAACACACGAGCUACAUCUCAGGGCCCUGGUUUGACAUGUAUCUGGCGGCACGUGAGUCAAUAGUGCUAAACUUCAACCCUUUCAUGUCCUUCAACCCGGAUCCCAAGCCAGAGUAUAAUGAUCAGUUGCUGCGGGCCACAAACUUGACAGUGUCGGCGGUCCGCUUCAUGAAGACUCUCCGUGCUGGAUAUCUGGAGCCAGAGGUGUUCCACCUGAACCCGGCCAAGAGUGACACGGACAGCUUUAAGAGGAUUAUUCGCUUUGUGCCUUCCUCGCUUUCCUGGUACGGGGCCUACAUGGUAAAUGCCUACCCACUGGACAUGUCACAGUAUUUCCGUCUCUUUAACUCCACACGGAUCCCAAAGAAGGGCCGUGAUGAACUCUUCACCGACCCAACGGCAAAGCAUGUUCUCGUGUUGAGAAAGGGUCACAUGUACAUCUUUGACGUUUUGGACAGAGAUGGCAAUUUGCUUAAGCCGACCAAGAUUCACGCCCACCUAAAAUUUAUUCUUUCAGAUCCUGCGCCGCCUCAAGCGUUUCCUCUGGGUAUCCUGACGAGUGAGAACAGAGACACCUGGGCGGCUCUCCGGGAACAGCUUUUGGCUGCUGGAAAUGAAGAAGCGCUUGCAAAGGUUGACAGUGCCUUGUUCUGCCUUUGUCUGGAUGACGAAUCCCUGAAGGACCACGUGCACAUCUCUCACAACAUGCUGCACGGAGACGGACAGAACCGCUGGUUUGACAAAUCCUUUAGCCUCAUUGUGGCUAAACACGGGGUGACUGCAGUUAAUUUUGAGCAUUCUUGGGGUGAUGGCGUAGCGAUGCUGCGUUUUCAAAAUGAAGUUUUCAAAGAUACCACUGAAAGGCCAGCGGUUGGCCCGGAUUCGAUUCCUGCCCCCGAUGCUGAGUCUUCCUUAGCCGUGCGCAGACUAGACUUCAAACUCGAGGCACCACUCCGUGAAGCCAUUACCAAAACCAAGGAGAACUUUCAAGCAGUCACUAGCAGGCUGAAGAUCGGUGCCAUGGAGUUCAAGAAAGGAGGCAAGGAGCUGCUGAAGCAGAAAAAAGUAAGCCCAGACGCCGUGGCUCAGCUGGCGUUUCAGAUGGCCUUUCUGCGGCAAUACGGUCAGACAGUGGCCACCUACGAAUCGUGCAGUACUGCUGCCUUCUUGCACGGCCGUACAGAGACGAUCCGCCCAGCAUCAUUCCAUACUAAAAAGUGUGCCCAAGCAUUUGUCAGGGAGCCCAGCAAGCAUUCGGUGUCUGAGCUGAGGAAGAUGGUGGAAGAAUGCUCCAAGUACCACGGGAAGCUGACACGAGAGGCGGCCAUGGGCCAAGGAUUUGACCGCCACUUAUUUGCUUUACGCUACCUGGCUAACUCCCGAGGUCAACCACUGCCCAGUCUGUACGAGGACCCGGCCUACGCAGCCAUCAAUCACAACGUUUUGUCCACUAGCACGCUUACAAGUCCAGCUGUACAGUUGGGCGGCUUUGGGCCGGUAGUUGCUGACGGCUAUGGGGUGGGCUAUGGCAUACAUGACCACUGGAUUGGGUGCAACAUCUCCAGCUACCCAACCCGAAACGUGACAGAGUUCCUGCAGUGUAUUCACAAGUCUUUGGAGGACAUCUUCACGGUGAUGGAUGGUCAUGCACCUCACAGCUAGGUGUCCAGUAGUGUGACAUGCACGUAGCAGUUUUUACGCCAUCUAACUGAUAUUGAAGGAAUCAUGGUGCGGUUUCUUGUAAGGGCAUUAAUGACUGAAAAAUACAUAGGGACUGUAGUGGGGGAAAAAACAUAACGGCCUGCGAUUUGAGUCUUUCACGUUCAAGGGUUGAAGGUAGAUAUGUUUCUCCUGGGAAAGGGGGGUGGUGACCAAGAGAUGUCACCCACCACUCCCCAUGGGUGGGUUGUUUGGGAAUCCAUAUGAUUUGGCUUUAAGGUGGGGAAGGUGGUAGCUGGUGGGUCACACAACUGACCUGUGGGCCUUUUUUUGCGUGAAUUGGCAAUCUGAAGUGCCUUACUGGCAGCAUAAUAGAAACAUGGCUGCUCUUCAUCCUAAAGCUCACAAUCAUGAAUGUUAAACAUCCUUCCACCUGCCGUUAAAUCUCACCCAGCGUGAGUGUUGGUAAUGUCUCUUUGGCUCUGCUAGCUGCGCCAACUGCUACCCCUAAGUGAAAUUUUAAUUAUUUAGGUGGCGACUCAGGUGUUUCUAAAUCUAAUCAUUAAAUCGUGUCUUAAUAAAAGACGUGGCCGUC
Messenger RNA from Erpetoichthys calabaricus (reedfish), 2742 nucleotides. It is a transcript of the gene cpt2, whose product is annotated as carnitine palmitoyltransferase 2. Gene Ontology annotation, biological process: fatty acid beta-oxidation. The transcript has 5 exons. The coding region runs from base 141 to 2150 and encodes 669 amino acids. Gene Ontology annotation, molecular function: carnitine O-palmitoyltransferase activity. Gene Ontology annotation, cellular component: mitochondrion. NCBI's taxonomy places the organism in Eukaryota, Metazoa, Chordata, Cladistia, Polypteriformes, Polypteridae. The record is from RefSeq and is a predicted model, not a curated record.